Messenger RNA from Ricinus communis (castor bean), 2306 nucleotides. RefSeq lists its product as uncharacterized. The transcript has 2 exons. The record is from RefSeq and is a predicted model, not a curated record. Lineage: Eukaryota; Viridiplantae; Streptophyta; Magnoliopsida; Malpighiales; Euphorbiaceae. Bases 507 to 1982 code for a protein of 491 amino acids.
AUUCUACGACAUUCUCAUUGCAAUUACCUGGAUUUUCUUUUUCUUUGUCUUUUUGUUUUUGUUUUUGUGGGAUGUGAACGUGACUGAUAACAGUGGAUUGUAAUUUCCUUUUUCCAGUUUGUCAGAGAUUUACUUGGAUGAUUUUUGUAAAAUCUCUCAGAUGGGUGUCUUUAUUAUUUUCUUCUUCUUUCUUUUACUAAAUUUUCGUGGUUUGAAUCUCGAUCUUACAUUUUUCUACUUUGGGGAUUAUAUGUCUAUCUCUUGUUUUUUAUUUUGUGAUGGGAUUAAACUUGGAGAUCUUCCAAACUGAAAUGCGGCGAAAAUUUAGCAUCCUGGACAUCUGUGCUAUGCGUGCAAAAUUAGGAGUGAGAUAUGGAAACAUACUAAUGAUUAAGUCUCAAUAAAUGUAGGUGUAGAAGUUGGUAUACCUUCAUAUAAAAAUAUAGAUCCUGAUAAGAAAGUCUUUAGAUCUGUGUAAAAUCUGUUAUCUUCUGUCAAUUUGCAAGAUGAACCCACAGAGUCAAGGAACUAGCUCUUCUUCUCCAGCGGACCCCCCGUUGAAGCGCAAACGUGGACGUCCUCGUAAGGAUGAGAGCAUGGUACAGGGGGAGAACAUGCCUGCAACUGCAACUCCUUCAGCUGACAGUUUGAAGAAAAAUAAACAGUCUGUGGGAACGGCUGGUGCUGUUAGUGACGAAAUGGUAGGUAAAGUGGUUUCUGGUGUCAUUGAGGGCUCAUUUGAUGCUGGGUAUCUUCUUAAAGUUAAGGUAGGAGAUACUGAAACUCAUCUGAGGGGUGUUGUGUUUCUACCGGGCAGAUUUACUCCCAUCACAGCCUCAAAUGAUGUGGCUCCAGAAGCAAAAAUGUAUAGAAGAACAGAAAUGCCAAUACCAGUACCAACUAGACCAAGUCAAGUCCCUGGUCCUGUUCCUUCAUCAGAAGAAAGAGAUAAGCAACCUGUUGAGCUACAACACCUUGCACCAAUAAAUCAAGUCAAAAGCUUAUCAUCUGAACUUCAGUCCAGUGUUCCGCUUGCUCAGGAAAACCAACCUUCUUCCAAUAUGCUUCCUUUGAUUGAUAACCUGCCACCUAUGAGUACCACAAAAUCUUCCUUGGGAGGUGGAGUUGCAUCACAGCAAAUUCUGGAGUCAGUAACUGGAAGCCAAUCUGCCUCUGUUAUGGCAAAUAUGGGGCAUGAAAAAGUAACUGGGCGAAAUGAUAUGCUGAAAGAAUUUGAAGCUUCAUUAACAGAACUUCCUAAUGUGAAUGUGGAGGCAACUGAGCAAUCAAAAGCAAUGCCACAUUCUGCGCCUCCUAUUCAUAGUUUUCCUGGCAGCGGAACUAUUAAUCCUGAGCAGGAAAUCCAACCUCAAAUUGUAAGUAACAACUUCAAGCCAAGUCAGGUUUGUGACGGAGUAAAAAUUCCUAAUCUUGAGCAUAACCAUGUUCCUGUAAUCACUGAACCCGGAAUUAUGUCCACUGAACCAUUUGGAACAAAAGUGUGGGCAGAGAAACAGGCUUCUCCAAAGAAAGUUGAACCACCAGAGCUUCCUGUGAAAAUCUUUAGUGGAACUGACGCAACCCAGUUAAAUGGGAGGCCUAUAAGUCAUGCACCUAAGAUUACAAAUGCAGAAACAGAUUCUGCUCCAUCAACCGGCCUUCCAGCAAUACUGUUUGAGAGAGAAGCUAUUCCAUCUGAACCCAAGCUUACCAGUGAAGGAUCUUCUCUACAAAGGAUGAUUGAACCCCAGCUGUGUAAUUCUGGUGGCCCGAACAUCACGAAGGAAGAUUCUGAUUCUGCACCAGUGACCGGCUUGCCUGUGAUGCUGUUUGAGAGAGAAGCUAUUCCAUCUGAGUGCAAGCUUGGUAUUGAUGGACCUGUUCUUCCUAGAAUGACCGAGCCUCAGUUGUGCAUCUCUCCAGGUGUGAGCAAUAGUAUGGAUUGUAACUUAAAGGAUGCAAUUCCUCCAACAGAAUCUUAGCUUAUCUAUUGGUAUAAAAUUUGGCUUCUGUCAAACUAAAAGAAAGAGGAAAAGAAACUGAUGGAAGUGGUGUAUUACAUCGCAUUUUUUGGAGAAUAAACAGGCAAUAUUGCCAUGGUCCAAAGUAUUAGAUAGAUGCUCAAAUAUAGACUCAGAUUACCAUCUGCUCUUAUGGUUUUGCAAUGUAAACUGCUGCUCUCUACCGUUUAUGUUAGAAAUGGACUACUGGAGGCAGAUUUUGAUGACAGUUUCUUUGCAUAUUCCAGAAGCAACUAAGCUGAAACUUUCAAUUCUUUUUUCAUAAGUCUUCUGUUAGACUCUCUA